CUCUCCUCUCUUCAUUAAUAUUUUCAUUCACUUGUCUUCUCUUCUCUGAUCUCUUUCUUCUUCUUCUUCUCCAUCUCUCUCUAUCUUCAACUCCGCGUUUUCUAACUGAAGCAAUCCAUGUUAAUGGGGAGCUUAAUGAUGGAAGAGAAGCAAUUAGAUUUCAACCGGCCGCUUAUAUCCAUCAGACGUCCUAUGCAAACUUCAGAAUCUGAGAGCAAAACAAGAUCUUUUGAUUCAGUGACCAACAAGGUUCUUCCUUCUCCACCUGUUUACAAGUCUGAUAUCAAGUCAGGUCCUGUGAGAAAUCCAGGAACUGUUCCUUUCCAAUGGGAACAUCAACCCGGAAAGCCGAAAGACGAAAGGAAACCGGUUUUACAAAGUAACGUUGAGCCACAUUUUGUGCCAAAGCUUCCUCCUGGUAGAGUGAGAGUAGAGUUAGUGAGGAAAGCUGAAGCCAGAGCUGAUCACCAGACCAAAACUGUUAGUAAUAAUGUAUCAUCAUAUCAUGUGGAGGAUGCAAAGAGUUCUAGUUCACGGUUUGAUGAUUAUGAUAGUGAUGGUACCUAUCUUGAUGCAACUGAUACACUUUCAAGAUCUGAGUCAUUCUUCUUCAACUGUAGUAAUGUUAGUGGUGUGAAUGGUUUGGAUGGUUCAGGAAUACUAGUAGAGCCAUUUGGGACUUUAUCUAGUGAUCGACAGACACAGGAUCUAAUGAUGGGGAGAUUCUUGCCUGCAGCUAAAGCCUUGACUUCAGAAACAUCUCCACAUCUUGUUAGGAAACCGCCUAAACCAGAAGAACCGGUGAAGCAGUUGAAGAAGAAACAGAACAAAGUCGAGCAGAAUCCGUAUCGGUUCCAUCAUUCACUAGAUCAAGAAGAAGAGGAAGAUGAAAAUACAAGCAGCAUGGCUUCUGGUGUUUGUGGAUUAGUCCCUCAAAUCUGCUUGAGAAGCUCUUUAGGACUAUUGAAUCCAGUUCCAUCUGUGAGAAUGCAGGCGCAAAGAGCUGUUUCUGUUCGUCGUAUGCGUUCUAAGUAUCAAGAUCCUGCAUCUACUAAUGAAAGUCAGAACAAGGUACAAACCAAUGAAGAUAAGAGUAAGUUGAAGCUAGUUGCACAAGGGUCUUCUCAAGGUGAGUCCUUAUCAGUAUCUUCUAUUCCACAAGGAAAGGAAAAACUUGAGAACUUUGGCACUGCUUCACGCGCAAAAGUCAGCAAAAAUUUUGGUGAGCUCUUGGCUAGCGAUGAUAAUACAUGGGAACCUUCCUCUGAGACUCCUGUGGCAGAGAAAACUCUGUAUGUAGACACUGUUCAUUCAGUGGAUAAGAAGGUACAAGAUGAGACCAAGAAGCAAUCUUUAUCAAAAGAGUGUCCUUCACUAGAGAUUGUUCCUGUCAAAGAUGUUCAGAACUUGACUGAAGUCGAUGAAGAAGCUGCUAUCUCAGAAUCUAAAAGCACCAAGGAAAUGAAUGAUAGUAGAGAUGAGGAUUUCACUAAAUUCUCAAGUGUAAAAGUUGAAGAGUGUCCUGAUCAAGCUAUUGUUGCAGUGCCAGAAUCCAAUGUGGUAGAGAUUACAAAGGAGAAGAAGAUUAAUCUUGAAGACCAGUUGCAGGGAAUCACAAAAAAUCUUGAAAAAAGUCCAAGGAUUCAUCAUCGGUCAUCUUAUCACACUGUUCCUCCACCACCAUUACCAAAAGCUCCUUCAGAUUCUUGGUUAAAGCGUACAUUACCAACAAUACCAUCUAAGAACAACUCAUUCACAUGGUUACAGUCUUUUGGCGAUGAGAAUCACUUCAACAACAAGGUUCAAACAAAUCCAAAGUGGGAAACUAUGGUCAAAACGUCCAAUACACAACAAGGUUUUGUGUGCUUCUCCAAGGAAACACUCAACACUAUACCAGAGGCAUAGCAAGACCAAAACACAGUGGAGGUAAUGAAGAAACUGUAAAUUUUUCACACCAAAUUACAUGUAAAUCUCAACAUUAAUAAAGAAGGGGAAUGACCAAUAAAGUUUGUUCUUUUUUCUUUCUUAUAAUUAUUUGUGUAAAUCUGAAUCAAAAGGUUCAAUGAUAAAGAGAAAAGCUUUGGAGAUAUAAUUGUCUGUCACUUGUUGGGGGGAGGUUUCUUGUUGAAGUGAUGUACAGCUCAUGUUAACAGAGAUUUUAUGGCAAUAAUACUCCAUAACGUGACACUGCUUCUUUAUUCUCUACUACUAGACUUUGUUUUGUUCUUUUGUAAUUUGUUUUUAAUAUAUAGCACUAGAAAGGAAACCUGAAAACUGCAGAACUGAAUUGAAUACAUUGACGUAAUUAGACACUAGAGGAAUGAUUGAGACAAUUAAUAUUGGUGUGAAAAUAUUCAAAUUUCAUCUCUUUAUAUCAUUAGAGAAAGUAAAUAUCUCAAACAAAGUCUAGAGAAAGUAAAAACAAAAGUUAGAGAGAAAGAGAGAGAGAGGUUUCUUCAUCAGCUAGUUUGAGACAUGAAAGGAGCUAAUGCUUUUGGUGAUGUUUUGUUCUUGAUCUUCAUGUUUCUUCUGUCUUUAUCACUUGUAACCGUGGCGGUUUUUGCUUGCGCUAAAAAGAAGAAGGAUUCAGGUAGCUGUUGGCGUGGCGGUGGUGGUGGUGGCGGUUGCGGUUGCGGAGGAGGAGGUUGCGGUGGUGGAGGAGGUUGCGGUGGUGGAGGAGGUUGCUAGAUAUAUCUUUGGGUACUUUUCUUAGAACGUAUAUUUGGAUGUGUGUAACCGAUUUGCUUAGAACAUCUAGGCAUACCUAAGCACUCAUAAUCUUAAUAUCUUAUCUUAUUCUCGCAUCGUCCUAUUAUCAGUUUAAUGUUACUUUAAUAGUUCUUUGUUUGGUUUUUUUAUCUUUCCCGCGGAAUCAUUUUCAUGAAUGAUUUGUCACCAGAUCAUGUUAUGUAUUGCUACAAUAUAUCAAAAUAUUGUUGUAUGUUA
Molecule: messenger RNA, 2946 nt
Organism: Camelina sativa (false flax)
Lineage: Eukaryota; Viridiplantae; Streptophyta; Magnoliopsida; Brassicales; Brassicaceae
Source: RefSeq, a predicted model, not a curated record